AUGUCGAAAUUUAAUAAUCCUUUAUGUACAAUUGUUGUUACAGUUAUAGAGGGUCGAUAUUUCCCUCAAAAUCCGAACGGAAAACUUUACAUAGAAUGUAGAUUCACGGAUGAGAUUCUUUCAACAAUCAGUCCAGAUUCCAAUUCAAUAUUAUCGACGGAUAGUGUAGAACAAGUAUCUUUUCCAAUAUGGGAUACAGAAUUAGCAUGGGAAGUGGAUCAAAAGACCUUACAUUUAUUAAGAACGAAAUGGGCGCACUUAAAAUUACAAGGUUUUUCGGUAGAUAAUACGAAAGGUAAUGGAUAUAAUAGAGGAGAGUUGAUAGGAUAUUCGAUGUUAGAUUUAAGGAUGGCAAGUGAUCGAAGUGGUAAAGAGAAAUGGAUAUCACUUAACAAUACAAAAGUGAAAGGGAAAGUUUUGCCAGAAAUUAAAAUCUCCUUUUGUAUCUUACCAAAUUUAUCAUCAUCCGUAAUUUCACCCAAUUGUAAUAAUAGUUAUACCCCAAGUCCAUUAGGAAAAUCAUUUUCCGUUGGUGAAUUCGAAGAAAUGGAAGAAAAUGGAGGAACGACUUCUGAAGUGGUUGAUUUAUAUAAAAUUGGAAUGAAUGGAACGGAAAUCUUCCUUUUUUCUAUCACAAUUAAUUUCGGAGCUAAUUUACAAUUAUUAUUACAAGAUACAAUAUCAUUUCUCACGCAACAACAAUUUCCUGAACUUGACCUUUCAACAUUAAAUCACGGAUAUUAUUUUCAAUAUACCGUAUUUGAAAGUGUGAUAACUUCGAACAAAUUUUAUGAUCUUUCACAUCCAAAUAUCAAUCCUGAAACCUUUACAUUUAGAAUACAAUCCUCAUUAGAAGAAUUAAAAUCUUUUUUAAUUAAAGAAUCGAACGUUGUGAUAAAUUUAUAUCAUGAUAAUCAAAUGAUUGGAUUUGCGGAAAUUCCACUCACGGGAUUAUUCGAUUAUAAAACCGGGGAACCACGUUCUUUAGAUCGAGUAUGUCCGAUGUAUAAUUCCAAAAGAGAGUUACCUGUAUCAGCCGAUGUGCAAACCGCUAGAAUUGGUGUUUACCUUACAAUAAGUAGAGAUAAUUCCAAUGAGAAUAAUGAUACCACAUCUCCUGAUGCCGUAGAGAGAACAAAAUCUUUCCCGAUUGAAAAUGUACAAGAAAAGGAACAACCACCACCAAUUCGGGAACAAAAUAAUGAACAUAAAUAUCGGGUAUUAAUCGAUUUAGAAUCAAUUCAAUUAAAUAGGAAUAUUAAAAAUAUUUACAUUAGGUAUAAUUAUCCCGCUUUAGGUAUUACUAAUAAUAAAUCAACUCAAAUACUUUCAAAUGUUGAAGUAGGUAAAGAUAUUUUAUUAAUGAAUAGUACAAACUCUAUUGAGGUUAUGAUGACACCACAGAGACUUAAUAAAUAUUUUGAGGCCGUACCUUUGCUUAUGGAAAUAUGGCAAUCCGUAGAUCAAAAGCAGUCUCAAAUCGGAGUUGCCACGUUACGUUUAGAAGAAGUAUUUCUAUCUCAACCUGUAAUAGAUGAUGAAACUAGAGCCGAGGUUAAAACUUUUACUACCUUGGCCCCUAUUAAAUCUAUCGGAGUAUCUGCAAAUUCACGUGAAACGGGUCACAUAAGUGUUUCAAUAAGGCUUGAUGAUUUUGGUGAUUCGACAAAAUCACAAAGUGUCACGGAAUUAUCCGAACUCACUAAAGAAUUUCAACCCGCUAAAGAAGAACCGGCAAAGGAAAAGGAUGAUGUUACAACGAAAUCAUUAGCAAAUGAUGAUGGAAACGGAAAUAAUUCUUCCUCUAAUAAUAAUAAUGAACAUAUUUCAACGUUUCAAUCGGAUUUAUUUAGAAAAGCGGCAGAACAUAUGAAAUACACUCAAGAAGUACUUGCCGUAAAGAAGAAGAAGAAUGGACCCGGUCAAAGUUUUAGCAAAUUUAAAGUACAACAAUUAAAAUCUAUAGAUUUUAAAUUGCAACAAUAUAUCAUUUAUUUUAAAACAAGGGAUGAAAGUUUAUUAAGAUCCGAAAAGGAUUUUGAAAGACGAUGGUUAGAAUUAGAUAGACAAUUUGAUCAAAGGACAAAAGAAUUAGAAAAUCGAAAUUCUUCUGUAAUAAAUGAAGAUUUUGUUAAAAAUUUACAACAAGAAGUUAAUGACCUUAAAAUUCAAUUAGAUACGACAAGAAGAGAAAAGGAUCAUUAUGAAUCUCAAUGGUUAAGGUCAUUACAAGUUUUAGCUGGAACGCAUGAAAAAGAAAGCGAGGAAGAUUUAUUUUUGAAAGGUUUCAGAGAAACGGAUCAAUGUUGGUGGCAAGUUAAAAGAAUGGCCGAAGAAGAAAUGGAGUUAAUUGAUUAUGAAAAAUUUACGUUGGAUAUUCUUAAAGGUGAAAUUGAAAGGUUAAAAUCUCUAUCUCAAUCUUGUUAA
This is a messenger RNA of Funneliformis mosseae, 2427 nucleotides long. The record is from the annotation of a GenBank genome assembly. NCBI's taxonomy places the organism in Eukaryota, Fungi, Glomeromycota, Glomeromycetes, Glomerales, Glomeraceae.